AUGGCUUUGCGGCUGUGCUUGACGUCCUCGCUGGCUGCUCUCGCUACCUUAGGCUUGCAAGGCUGCGACAGCGGAAGCAAGCCGCCAGCCAACAAGGACACGACCCACACCGUCACGCUGCGGAAUGGCGUGAAGAUGCCCAUCCUUGCAGCAGGAACUUGGCAGUACAACGACUCUGUGGCGGAGCAGGUCGUGGUAGAUGCUCUCGACGCUGGCUUCUCUCACAUUGACACCGCCUACGACUAUGACAAUCAGGUCGGCGUGGGCAAAGGGCUCAAGACUUGGCUCAAGAAGUCUGGCAAGGGCCGGGAAUCCAUUUUCGUGACGACUAAG
Messenger RNA from Symbiodinium sp. CCMP2456, 333 nucleotides. Lineage: Eukaryota; Dinophyceae; Suessiales; Symbiodiniaceae. The record is from the annotation of a GenBank genome assembly.